UGUAGGACGGACCAGAAGUUAGUCCUCCAAGGCGGAGGUUCCGUUCGGCCUCAGCGGCGAUGAUGAGUUUCGAGUGGCCCUGGCAGUACAGUUUCCCGCCAUUCUUUACGUUGCAGCCCAAUGUGGAUACAAGGCAAAAACAGCUGACAGCAUGGUGUUCCUUAGUGCUCUCAUAUUGCCGCCUCAACAAGCUCUAUACUAUGACUGUUCCAGAGGCUCAAGAGAGUCCACUGUUCAACAAUUGGAAAUUGCAGCGAAAACUCUCACUGGAAUCCAUCCUUGUUGUGUUAGAGGAGCUCAGGAAAAAAGGGAAUCUUGAAUGGCUUGACAAGAACAAGUCUAGCUUUCUUAUCCUGUGGCGAUGUCCGGAGGAAUGGGGCAAGCUAAUUUACCAAUGGGUUUUGAAGAAUGGAUUGACAAACUCGGUUUUCACACUCUAUGAGUUAUCCAAUGGCGAGGAUACAGAGGAAGAAGAAUUCCAUGGUUUGGAAGAAUUAGUACUCCUCCGAGCUCUGCAGGCUUUACAACAGGAGCAUAAGGCUGAAAUAUUCACUCUGAAUGAUGGGCGGGGCGUCAAAUUCUUCUAAUGCAGAUUCUGCUUUGGCUUCCUAGUAUGACUGUACAAAGGUGUUCUGGGUUAAGGAGUUUCUCUCUGUUCUGAUUUCCUUGCGUUGAAGGCUGAAGCCGCAAAUUGUAUCUUGAUGGCUCAGCGUUUGACUCCAUUUUCUUCUCUCUGCAGCUUCUGCCUCUUAUUGCGCUCUGACGAUUUGAUAGAUUUAUGGAGGAAUCAGAAUGUUCUUUGUGUUCAUAUGACACAAAGUAAUUAUUGGCUCUUGAGUUUCGCCUUCCAAAUUGAAGCAGACAAUAAACCCUACUGCUUGCAGCAAUGAUUUGGGGAUAAUUUGGGGGAUCAAAAAUGCAGUACUCUCUUCAGUUAGGCAGAAACCCACAUAGACUGUGCUAUUCACAGCAGAAUGGGGUGUUAAAGGCUUUGGACAAAUUAUACUGUGUUUACAGAAAAGUCCUCUGUGUUGGCUUAUUUCUAUGUGUGCUUUUCUCACACCAAGGGGACCUCCAAUUCUUCUCUUCCGCCCCCACCCCCAUAUUAUUGUUAGCUUCAUGUCAGGGCUAAGUGGAGGUUGGCUGCCUGCUCGUGGAGUUUAGCAAUGUUGUUUUUCCAGAAGCAAAAAGUUGAGUGAACUAUAUUUCUUCAUUUUUGAUAUUUAUGAAAAAGAGAAGGCAAUCCAUUAUUCAGAAGUAACUCUGUAUUCAGUCUGGUUUCAUCUUUCCACACUGAGCAUCCUGUCUAGAAGAUGGGCAUUUCCCCUAGAUUUUUUAGCAUCAAUGUCCUGCAAGUUCAUUAUGAAAUGAAAUCUUUCAUUUGAAUUGCAUUUAUAAAAUUAAAAAAGCCAGGAAAAUUAUAUUGAAAAACUAUUUCUUCUGCUAAGUCAAAUGGGGGGAAAAUUGUGUUCUGCAGAUAUUUUUGUGCAACUCUUAGGAUCACUUUCUUUGCAAUGGCUGCAAUUUUUAGGAAUGUAUUUGAUGUGUUGCUUAGAUCAGGGUAUGAUACAAAGGAUCAAUAGGAUUGCGAAAUUAACUUAUUUUCAUGAGUUGUUUUAGAUAUGCUCAAAACUGAAUCAGUUAUAUUUUCUCUAGGCUACCUAUGGAUAACAGCAUUAAGUAGCCAUUAGGAAAAUAAUUAACUGACAGACUAUAGUAAAGGUGGUAUUUGAUAAACCCUGGAUUUGUCAAAAGAUUAUUAUUUGAAUUUCAUGGAUCUUUCCUUGGUUUAAAAGGUUGUCCAGUUGACAGAACAUCUCACCAAAUGGGGAAUAAUAUUGAUAAUUAGUCCAUUAGAGAAUUAGUUAAUCAAGCAUGACUUUCCAGUAAGGAAUUCAGAGCUCAUGCAGAUGGAAAGAGAUGAAUUCACAAAGCAAGGUCUUGGUCAUUACCUUUAAAGCCCUACAUGGCAUGGGUCCAGGGUAUCUGAGGAGCCGUCUUUCCCUGAUGGGACAAGCCUGCUCCACUUGUGGGAGCGGAGGAGGCCUGCUACAGAUCACAUCUGCUAACAUUGAAGCAGGCAGGAUCAAGGAGAAGAGCUUUUCCUGUUGUGGUCCCAUCCUUGUGGAACAUUCUUCCAUCAGAGGGGAGAACUUCCUCUUCCCUUUUGGCCUUCCGGAAGGAUAUGAAAACUUGGCUUUUGCCAGCUGGGCCUGGGGGAGGGGGCAGUCACUGUUGGAAGUGGCUGAGGAGUAAGAAGAUCUCAUUUCUGUCCCAUUUGGCUCUUAAUAAUAUUUUUAUGCUGAUUCAUUUUAAUCUUUUAAUGAUUUUUCACCUGUUGGAUAAUUUGUAAGCCGCCCAGAGUCACCUUGUAGGGGAGAUGGACGGCAUAGAAAUUUUAAUAAAUAAAUAAUGGUAAAUUACAGUGUAUAUUGUCACAUAGAUUGUGUUCAAAUUACAUUUUGGUCUUAGAAGAAUGUAGAUUGCUUAAAUCUAAAAGCAACGCAAGUAUGGAAAAGUUUACUUGAUCAGAUUUUCCAUUGCAAGCUCAAAAUUUAAUUGUGAUAGAGACAUGGAAUAGAUUUCAAUCGGCAUGGGGUGACUAUGUUCAGUUUGCCUCUUUUUCUUCAGCAACAGAAAGUUUCUCAGCCAACAGCCUUUUGAACCUUGGCCCUUAGCUGCCAUAUUGUCCUUAGAUAACAUCCAUGAAUGAGAAAGAGAAUUAUAAAUAUAGGUCUCUUAUUUACCUUAGAUGCUUGCCUUCUAUUCAUAUCACAAAGGAUUCACCCUUCUGGCAAAUAUUUAAUUAGGUCUGUGACUAUGGAGCUUUAGUCUGUCUAUCCACAAAAGCUUUGAAAGAGGGCAAAAAGAGAAAAUUGUAGCAAGAACAUUGCUACUUAGAGAAGAGUAACUGGUUUUCAUAGCUCAAGAGAGUUAUCCUGGCUAUUGGGUAUAUUGUUGUCCCAGCUCUGCCACAUUAUUUCAGACCUCUUCCUUCAAACAUACAUUUCAGUCAAUACUAUAUGGUAGAGUUCCGACUCAUCACAUACAGAUAUUUUCUCUUAUUUGUUGAGAACAUAAAUGAGAAGACGCUUUUAACAAGAGCUUUCCUAAAUCUUUGCAUGGCUAUUGAAAAUAAGAAAUAUGCAAGGACAGGCUGCUCUCUGGACCCACUGAAUGUUGAGAAAAAUACCCAUAGAUUAUUACAGUGUUUCCCAAACUUGGCUAUUUUAAGAUGCAUGGACUUCAAUUCCUAGAAUUCCCCAACCAGUAUGCCUGGUUGAGGAAUUCUGGGAGUUGAAGUCCAUACAUCUUCAAAGGGUCAAGUUUGGGAAACAUUGGAUUAUUAGAACUAGAAUAAUCUAAUAAUUCUUUACUUUCAAAACAAGUUUCUAGGGUAUUUUUUUUUUUUACUUUAAACUAGAAUAUGAUGUUAGAGCACGUAGCCUAUUUUUCAUGAAAAACUGUAGUACUAUAUUAUGACAAUAUUAAUAAUAAUUUGAAUACUGACAUCCUUAGAUCUUAAAAAUAAAGCUUUCCUAAUUUCAGCCAUUUUGAUGUUUUUGAGAGGAGUUUUUAAAAAGGGAAAUUAAUCUUGCAUCUUUUAUUUAUUAAUUACCUUGUGAAUUUGAAAAAUGUGUUUUAAUCAGAUAAACAGACUUCUAGCGGCAAGGAUUCGCCAAAGAAGGGUCAGACACAUGAAAGUUUGCUGCAGCAUUGAAUUCCAAGGACUGCCCCUUUUAGUGAAUGUGUUGCAACAACACACACAACUGAAAGGGGCAGGGCAUGCCUAAAGCAGCAGCAGGAUUCAAAAGUAUCCUUCUAAAAGCAUCAUAAAUCCCAUGCAGAGAUGAAAGAACUUCAGGUACCUGAUAUAUCACUCUACUUUGAAAACUCUUGCUUAUUAAAAAAAGGGGGGGGGAAAUAAAACACGCAUAUAUAGCAGAUAACUUUUUAUUUGUUUUUUAUAAAUCUCUAGAAACUACAAAAAUACCUCAGGGAAUAUAUAAGAUGAUGAUAGUAGUUCUAAUAAAAUUAAUAAAUGAAGUAUUAUGGUAUUAUAUUAAUCCUUUGGAUGAUUACUCUGGCCUGUAGGAGGACUGUGACUUUCUGUAAAAAUGUGUUCAAAUCAGUUUUGCAUCCUUUCAAGAAAUGUAUUUGCAUGGAACACAGAGACAAAUCCUCAUGCAAUUCUUUCUAGCAUUGUGAUGUUCUAAGCUUUUGAAUGAAUUUAUGCAUCUUACCCAUUUAUCCAUUCGCUUAUUUACUGAACACACCAAGUAUAAUUUAACCAGGACAGGCAUACUUGGGUUGCAAAAUUGUAUUACUGUACCAUUAAAUGGAAAUAAACACUGAGUAGUUUUUA
Pantherophis guttatus is the source of this 4366-nucleotide messenger RNA. It is a transcript of the gene VPS25, whose product is annotated as vacuolar protein sorting 25 homolog. The record is from RefSeq and is a predicted model, not a curated record. Gene Ontology annotation, biological process: protein transport to vacuole involved in ubiquitin-dependent protein catabolic process via the multivesicular body sorting pathway. NCBI's taxonomy places the organism in Eukaryota, Metazoa, Chordata, Lepidosauria, Squamata, Colubridae. Gene Ontology annotation, cellular component: ESCRT II complex. Gene Ontology annotation, molecular function: protein homodimerization activity; structural molecule activity.